This is a messenger RNA of Penicillium cataractarum, 1392 nucleotides long. RefSeq names its product DUF2841 domain-containing protein. The transcript has 5 exons. The record is from RefSeq and is a predicted model, not a curated record. NCBI's taxonomy places the organism in Eukaryota, Fungi, Ascomycota, Eurotiomycetes, Eurotiales, Aspergillaceae. The coding region runs from base 1 to 1392 and encodes 463 amino acids.
AUGGAUAUGAAUCGACCACAUCUAGGCAUUAGCGAUGCUCUUGAGCGAAGGCAUUCUGACACAUCCCUGCUCCAAGUAACUCAGAUGGUAUUUGCGAGAUCUACAAGUCCAAUGGAAGUUCCUCACCCACACUACGCCAUGAUCUAUCUCGAUCACAAUGGUGAACUUCGAGUCAAAGCAUCUGCGUCAAUUGCUGGCUGUGGUGGAGCUAUCUUCACACCAGAGGUGACGGACAACUUUGUGAAAUUGGCCGCUCCUGGCCCCAUGGCCAACAUCCAAUUCAAUCCCAAUACUAGCCACUUGGCGGAUCGGUCGCCUUUCGGCGUUCAACCUAGCCCGGGACUGGUACAUGCCGGGCUGACCAGGCCUGCUGAGUUGAUACCAUGUCAGUUCCUGGAUCAGAACAAGAGGAGACGACGCGACACGAGAAGAGCGAGCACGGCCAACGCUAGACCCAAAUCCACAUCACCAUCGCCUACUCCUCGGCCGGGACGUACCAUGCUCCGCGUUGGGGACAAGGAUCUACUACGACGGUACUACGAGAAGGCAUUUGAGGACUUUCAGCAAUUGAACUGUCGAGCUAUUGCCAAGUCAUACAUCAAGCUCGUGGAACCGAGGAAACAAGUUCACUUUCCUUAUAAUGGACGCAAAGUCAUUGCCGGUGUAUCGCAGCGCGUGGAUCCGGAACAGACCAAGCCAGCGUGGUGGCCAAUUGGUGUUCUGCAUCGAGAGCCAGAUCAUCUCCUUAAGAGAGACCGCCUGAAGCUGCUUGUACAUAUACUCUGUGAGCUGAAGGAUAGCCACGGUGUCACUGCAGACAAACUGCGCGAAGCUGGACAAGACGUUCGCCGCCAAAUCACACCUUCACACCGAAUUCAAGUACUGGAUGAGAUCUAUUUCGUGCGAGAGAUGGAAGAAAGGUAUCUGGAUGGAAAUCUAGACGCAAAAGCUCGCCUUCAGGUCAUCCACACCUAUCUCCCGGAGGCCAUAUGUCAGGAGGAUGAGUUAUCUUCCAGUAUCUAUGUUGCCCCAAUCACGGCGCUGGAUGAAGAGUCGGAUGGCCAAGACACGCCGAGCUUUGGAGUUGAGCAUAGCUUGCAGUUAGACGACAACGCCCCCGUGGCACACCCGAGCUCACAGGGCAUGCCACUGUCUCCUACUACCAGCGACUCAAGUGGUCCCCAUAGCCCAACUUUUGGAGCAUACCCAGCCACUAUGGGCCCUGGCGUGAUGCCGCAAGCAUCUCCCACGGCUGUUAAGCACAUCCCCACCGAGCCGAAUUACCUACCAGGAUACUACGGGCAGCAAUUCAUGCCCACCGAAAAGACAGCCCCUGGGGGCUACUGGCCUGGUGUGCCUCAAAUUCCCCAGGUUUCACAUUUUGGAUAUUGA